Molecule: messenger RNA, 3530 nt
Organism: Achroia grisella
Lineage: Eukaryota; Metazoa; Arthropoda; Insecta; Lepidoptera; Pyralidae
Gene: cta
Product: guanine nucleotide-binding protein subunit alpha homolog
Exons: 3
Coding region: 235-1362 (375 amino acids)
Biological process (GO): Rho protein signal transduction; adenylate cyclase-modulating G protein-coupled receptor signaling pathway
Cellular component (GO): brush border membrane; heterotrimeric G-protein complex
Molecular function (GO): GTPase activity; guanyl nucleotide binding; D5 dopamine receptor binding
Source: RefSeq, a predicted model, not a curated record
AUGAAUGGAAUAUUAAUUUCAUUUAAUCUGUCUAUUCUCAUUUUGUAGUUUCCGAAGGGUGUAAUGCGUGUGUUUUUCAUAGUUCCGGAUUUAUAUACUUUAUUUUAUUUUAUCGUAGUAUCAGUGAUUACGUAGUGUUAUUACGAAAAUGCAUAUAUGGAAAGCUUUAAAAAUAUAAUGUAACAUAAGUGGUUUGUUGUCUAUCUUUUAUAUGGGCGUUGAUAAUCAUGCAAAAUGGCCAACGAUUGGUGGUCAUGUACCUGUUGUUCUGAGGCUUUGACCUGCUGGCUUCGUCUUAAGCUAUCACCAGAAGAAAUAGAACAGAGAUACAGGAGUAAAGAAAUCGACAGAAUAUUGGAAAAAGAUAAACAAACAUUGCGGCGGCAGGUCAAAUUGUUGCUAUUAGGGGCGGGUGAAAGCGGAAAGUCAACAUUCCUGAAACAGAUGAGGAUAAUACACAAAGUGAAGUUCGAGCCGGAACUUGUGCGGGAAUACCAGCAUGUGAUAUACCAAAAUAUUGUGAGAGGAAUACAAGUGUUGGUAGACGCGAGAGAUAAACUCGCUAUACCGUGGGAAAAUCCUAGGAAUUUAGACGUGGGGCAGCAGGCUUUACAUUUCAAUAGUACAGCAUCGUUGGAUAACAGACUUUUCAUGCAUUAUGCGCCUCAUAUUCAUUCCCUGUGGUUGGAUAGAGCCAUCAAAAGGGCAUACGACAGACGAAGAGAAUUUCAAUUGAGCGACUCAGUGAGUUACUUCUUCGACGACUUGGAACGCAUAGCUCGGCCGGACUACGUGCCAUCCCACCAAGACAUCCUACAUUGCCGGAAGGCUACCAAAGGAAUCUCGGAAUGCACAAUAAACAUUAACAACGUACCGUUCGUAUUCGUGGACGUAGGUGGGCAGAGGACGCAGCGGCAAAAGUGGACGCAAUGUUUCGACUCUGUCACGUCGAUAUUGUUUCUGGUGUCAUCCUCGGAGUUCGACCAAGUUUUGUCAGAAGACAGAAAAACAAAUCGUCUUGAGGAAGCGUUGAACAUCUUCGACACAAUCGUCAACAACGUUAACUUCAGAGGCAUCUCCGUGAUCCUAUUCUUGAACAAGUCUGAUCUGCUUGCGAAGAAAGUCGCCAGCAACGAGACGGAUAUACGCUGGUACUACCCCCAGUUCGCCGGGGACCCGCACAAUUUACGCGACGUACAAAUGUACCUGCUCAAUAUGUUCGCAAAUGUCCGCAGGGAACCAAAGACAACCCUCUACCAUCACUUCACCACGGCCAUAGACACACACAACAUAGAGGUGGUCUUCAACUCAGUCAAAGACACAAUCCUCAAUCGCAACUUAGAAUCUCUUAUGCUGCAGUGACAAAUGCAGCGGUGUUAAUGUUUUUUUAUGAGAUUUUUAUGGGUAUAGUGAAAUUGUGAUAGCCGUACGCAAUUAAUGAUCGUCCAGUUUUCAACUGUAUUGUCAGAACAGCAUAAUAGUUAGCACAUUUGAAAAGACAAGUUGUGAUGGUAGUGGAACGUCGGCCGUUUUGUACCAAACGCUCGUAACGUGACAGACAUUUAAUUAUGUUUGGUAACUUAUGUGUAUAGAUUAUCAUAUUGUAAUGAUAAAAUUUGUAUAUCAAUAUAUUUAUGACCAAAAAGUUAGAUUUUGCACGUGAAAUAUAAUAUAAUGUUAUUAUGAUCACUUUUGGACAACUUUAAGUAUAUAUCUACGUAUGUAGUCGUAUAUAUAUACGCACAGGGGACUGUAAUAAUUAAAUUGUAACACAUAGAUUCGAUUUAUUGCUCGUGUAUAUAUAGUGGGUAUAUAGUGACAUCGAGGGGGAUUACUAGAGUUGUAUAUAGCAUGAUAAGUACAAUGGAUAAGACAUAGAUAUCUAGUUGAAUUCCUCAUGAAUAUACAAUAUACCCGCCCUAUAUACACAUUGGACUGUUUUGUAUACAAUUCAUAAUAUAGCACGUUAUACCUAGUCUAAAUUUAGAAUUGAUUGAAUAAUAAAAUUUCCAGUAUAUAUAUAAAAAAAAAAUAUCCUCGUAGUCGUUGUUGUAAGAUUUUAUUUUCUACAGUUUAAUGGAUUAAUAAUUGGUUCUUUAUAUUACAGUGCCAAUUUCGUUACUACACGGCCAUUAGAUUAAUUGAUUUUUUAUAUUAAUAUCAAUUAGAUAAGUCACAAAUUUGCUCUAAUAGGGUGCCACGAAGCGGGGAACAUGGUCAUGUUCUUUGAUUAUGGGAAGACUUUUUGAUACGAUAUCUCCCUACUGGGAAUAAAAAUGUACAUAGAAUCGAGAAUUCGACUACACUGUGAUUAAAUUUUGUAAAUCGUGUUAGGCUGUAAACAGCAACGAAAACUUUAUAUUUGUCACUGUUUUAUGAAACAAUGGUGACGUUUUGACGAACAUGUAACCGCUCAAACGUUUUUGAAUUUUUUGAUAAUUACAAUAGAAUACUUUUUACAAUGCCGUUCAGGUUUUUACGAUUCGUUUUGCGAUAGUACACUUACGAUGUAUUCCGUCCCUUGCACAGUUGAACGCUCGUAGUCUCACUAGCAUCUACUUGUAUGACUGUAUCUCGUACUAUGGGCACAAAGUUGUUUUUUUUAAUACUUAUGUAAAUGUGAAGUGAUCCUAUAUUGUUUACGGGUCGGGUGAUUUAUGAUCUGAUUUGGAAAUUUUAUUUUAUUUUUAUAUGAAAGCAUAAUUUUCGAUCAUAAUAAUUUAAUGUUUAAGUCGUAAGCUUUAGUGUAUUUAUUUGGAUAAUUAGAUUAUUAAUGAUUAUUUUAAAUGAUGUCUCUAUUUAUUCAUUUGUAAAUUUUUUAUAUUAUAUGGAUUACGGCUAUGUGUAAAUACCUCCUAAUUUUACAGUUGUAUUAGCUUUUAUCCGCGGAGUACGUCGCAUUUUCCUAAUUGAUUCUUAUUAUUUUUUCGCCUGAAAACAUACGUUAUUUUAAUAGAAUUUUGAUUUAUUAUUCUAUACGACCGAUAUUAUUAAAUUGUAUGUAAAUACGCCAUCUAUUGUCUCUCAUUUGUUUGUUUUCAACUGAAUAAUAUCAAGGCCUGGUGGACGGGUUCUACAGGAGUGAUAAAAUGCAUUUAGUAGUGCCAUUGUGUGGUGAGAAAUUUGUUGCCACAAAAACUUAUUCCAGCUGAAAAUCCGAGCUGAACCGUGAAACUGUUUCAAGUUAUACUGAUUCGAAUACAAUGGUUUGUUUUGUUUUAACCAGUAUUUUUAUUUUUUAAUAAUUAUUUGGCUAUUAUUUUGGUAAGUUCUAAAUACAUAGGUUAAACCUAAUUUUUACCUAAUGUAAACCAAUUUAAAAGGCGUCACAAAGAAAAAAAAUUUUACUAAUUAACCAACCACUAGAAAAUGAUUUUUUAAAAUAUAAUUUCGUGUUUGUAUCAAAUAGCUGUCUGUAGAGACAAAAUGCUACAAGAAGUUACACGAAUAAUAUUGGUUAAGUGUUCGAACAAAUAUUCUGCUCACUUCUGUAAGAUAGAAAAUAGAAAGUAGACAUUUUUAAUACACUC